Messenger RNA from Symbiodinium sp. CCMP2592, 255 nucleotides. Lineage: Eukaryota; Dinophyceae; Suessiales; Symbiodiniaceae. The record is from the annotation of a GenBank genome assembly.
AUGGAUGCUCCCCGACAGCCGCUUGCUCUGAGGGAGGAGGACUUGGACUGGAUCUCCAGUCAGCUCUUUCUGAUUCGCACACAGCUCUCGGCUCUGGCAGAGCGUCUCGAAGCCAUGCAGCAAGCUCACAACCGAAUGCAGGGAUACAUUCGUGCUUUGGAAGCUCGGGCUCGCAAGGACUCUCGAAAGGGCUCUCACAACAAGUAUGCCCAGCCUCAGCCUCUGAUCAUCAUGCUUGAGUCAUUGGACGACUGA